Messenger RNA from Plasmodium malariae, 2523 nucleotides. RefSeq names its product perforin-like protein 1 (gene PLP1). Lineage: Eukaryota; Apicomplexa; Aconoidasida; Haemosporida; Plasmodiidae. The record is from RefSeq and is a predicted model, not a curated record. The transcript is spliced from 8 exons. The coding region runs from base 1 to 2523 and encodes 840 amino acids.
AUGAAAAAACACGUCUCAUUGUUGUUUAUUAUAUUAUACAUAUGUCACCGAGGUUACGUUAAAAGUACUCGCAUUACAAGGAGUAAAUAUCACAAUUAUAAGGGGAAUGAAAAAAUUGCAUUUAAUGAAAAUGGGAAAUUAAGGAAUAUAGAAAAACAUGCAAGUAUUUUAUGUAAUGCAGUAUCAUGUAAUAAUACAAAUGAUAUUUCAUUUGUUAAUCAAAAAAAAAAUAUGGGAAAAGAAGAUGAAGAUUUAGUUGACUUAUAUGAAGAUGAUGAAGUGUCUACGUCUGCAGGGGAUUCCUCAUCGGAUGAAGCAUAUUUAAGUGAUAGUGAAGAGGAAGAGAAUGAUGAUAACCAAGAUGAAAAUGAAAAUGGCUAUUUAAGUAACAUGAAUAAUCAGGAUUUAAAUAAUGAGGAUAAAGGAAUAAAAAAACAUUUUAAAAUUGAAAAAAAUGAAGAACAUAUAAAUGAAAAUAAAAAAAAAGCUGAGGAAAAUUUUAAAAGAUAUAAAUUUAAUGAUGAAAACAAAAGUGAAACUGAAAGAAAAUUAAAAAGAAAAGAUAAUAUAUUCCACAAGUAUACAGAUAAUGACAACAAUAACGAUGAUGAAGAUGAUAAUAAAGAAGAUAAUAAAAAUGAAGGUAAUAUAUUAAACAAUAAAGGUAUAGUGAAAGAUAAGAUGAAUGUGUUUCCAGGACUAUAUUUUGUAGGUAUAGGUUAUGAUUUGCUUUUUGGAAAUCCAUUAGGUGAGCCAGACUCCUUAACGGACCCUGGGUAUAGGGCGCAAAUAUAUUUAUUAAACUGGGAACUGAGUAAUAGAGGAGUAGCAAAUGAUUUAAACACCCUACAGCCAUUAAAUGGAUGGAUAAGAAAAGAAAAUGCAUGCAGUAGAGCGGAAAUGAUUAAGGAAUGCUCCAGUAUUUCAGACUACACCAGUAAUUUAUCAUCAGAAGCAAGUGCAUCCGGGGGAUAUAUGACUUUUGCGUCUUUUUCAGCAUCAGUUGGUUAUAAGAAGUUUCUUAGCGAAGUUUCAAAGAGAACAAGUAAAACCUAUUACGUAAAAUCAAAUUGUAUCAAGUAUACCAUUGGGCUACCCCCUUAUGUUCCUUGGGAGAAAACUGAAGCAUAUAUCAAUGCAGUGGAAGGUCUUCCACUGGAUUUCAAUGGACUAGAAAAAGACACUGAAUGCGGAUCGGAUGUAUACGAACAAAACAAAACAUUAGAUGUGUGUAAAAAUAUAUUUCCAUGGAUACAAUUCUUUAAAACAUAUGGCACACACCUAAUUUAUGAAGCUCAAUUAGGGGGUAAGAUAACAAAAAUAAUAAACGUAUCCAAUUCAUCUGUGAAGAAAAUGAAAAAAGACGGAGUAAGCGUAAAAGCUGAAAUUCAAGCUCAGUUUGGAUUUGGAAGCGCAGGGGGUUCAACAAAUGUUAGUUCUGACAGCUCUUCAAGUAAUAAUGAUGAAUCUUAUGAAAUGAGUGAACAAAUGGUUGUUAUAGGAGGAAAUCCAAUUAAAGAUGUAACGAAAGAAGAAAAUUUAUUUGAGUGGUCAAAAACUGUUUCUGAAAAUCCUAUGCCUAUAAGUAUAAAACUUUUUCCAUUAUCCUUUACAUUUGAUUCGGAUGAGUUGAAAAGGGACUACGAAAAAGCGUUACUAUACUAUUCAAGGUUGUAUGGAUUCUCGCCACAUGAUACAAUGCAAAAGGAUGAAAAAGACAUAACAAAAAUAUUAAUAACUUCCUCAACAGUUACGAAGAGUGGUCCACCCCCUAUCAGUGCAGAAUGCCCACAUGAUAUGAUUGUUUUAUUUGGGUAUAUUUUAAAACAGAAUUUCUGGAAUAAUACUGGAAAGCUGAGAGGGUAUGAUAUUGAAUUAUGUGAAUCCGGUUUAAGUAGUUGUACAUCAAAACAAGGGAACUCAAACAAAUAUGAUAUAUCUUAUUUAUAUAUGGAAUGUGGCUCUCAAGUUUUACCCUUUUCUGAUCAAGUAGUGAGUGUAAGUGAUUCAACUUUUAAUACUGUAAAAUGCCCUAAUGACUACACGAUCAUAUUUGGAUUUGGAUUUGCUGCUUCUUCGGGCAGAAAUGAUUCCGCUCAGAAGACUUACGUUACUCCAUGUAGACCAGGAAUGAAGAGCUGCUCUCUAAAUAUGAGCAAGGAAAAUGAUAAGAGCUACAUGUACCUAGUUUGCUUAGAUGGGACAAUAUGGUCUGGCAUAAAUACAUUAACCCUUGUUGCAAAGGACGAUUUUCAUAGUGCAGUAAACAAAUCAAAGAAAUUUAAUGAUGGACAUUUAGACCUCGAAUGCCCUUCAGAAGGUAAAAUAUUAACUGGCUUUUAUGGUGAAAGUCAUACAUCUAGUCCUUAUGUAUCAGCACCCUUUGGAAAAUGCUCUAAGAGCUUGAAAUCCUGUUCUGUGCAUGGGUCUGGUCAAGGCAUAGGAUUUCAGAACUAUAGAACGUUGUUUGUUAUAUUGCUCUGUAUGGAUAACGAACAAUUAAUAACGAAUAAUGAGCAAUGA